Messenger RNA from Marmota monax (woodchuck), 841 nucleotides. It is a transcript of the gene Yae1, whose product is annotated as YAE1 maturation factor of ABCE1. Bases 5 to 685 code for a protein of 226 amino acids. The record is from RefSeq and is a predicted model, not a curated record. The transcript is spliced from 3 exons. NCBI's taxonomy places the organism in Eukaryota, Metazoa, Chordata, Mammalia, Rodentia, Sciuridae.
GGUGAUGUCGUGGGUUCAAGCUGCGUCCUCCACCCCGAGCGCUGCUGACGAAGAGGACGUAUUUGACGAGGAAGCGGACGAGUCGCUCCUGGUGCAGCGAGAAUGGCGGAAUCACAUGCAGAGACGAGUCAAAGAAGGUUAUAGAGAUGGACUAGAUGCUGGCAAAGCAGUUACUCUCCAACAGGGCUUCAAUCAAGGUUAUAAGGAAGGUGCAGAAGUCAUUAUAAACUAUGGACAACUCAGAGGAACAUUGAGUGCUUUGCUCUCCUGGUGUCACCUUCAUGAUAAUAGUUCAACUUUGAUCAGUGAAAUAAAUAGUCUUCUGGAUGCAGUUGGCCAAUGUGAAGAGUAUGUGCUCAAACAUCUGAAAUCAAUCACUUCACAGCCUCAUGUUGUAGAUUUAUUGGAUUCCAUUGAGGACAUGGACCUUUGUCAUGUAGUUCCAGACGAGAAAAAGAUUGAUGAAACUAAAGAUGAAAGACUCUGUGAAAAUAAUGCUGAGUUUAACAAAAACUGUGGCAAGAGUCCUAGUGGGAAAGAUUGUUCAUAUUUAGAACGUUGUACAACACAAGAGCAUUCACAUUCUGAAAACCCAAACCUUGCUUGGAUUUUAGAACAGACAGCCAGUUUAGUUAAACAGUUGGGAAUAUCAAUAGAUGUUUUGCAGCACCUCAAACAACUAUAAAAAUUAUGUUCCCUUUUCUAAGGAAUGUCUCAGCAUUUUGUUUCCUAAUAGGGUAACCAGAAUUAAUACCAUUUCUGCUCUGAACACUUCAGAUGUUGUUAUCCUUCAUGGAAGUUUGCAAUGACUUCAACAUUAACAUUAUUAUACUAUAAGCUU